AUGGAUGUGAAGAAAAUUGUGGUGGUCGUAGAAGAUGUGAGUGUUGCUAGAACUGCUCUUCAAUGGGCCCUUAGAAACAUCAUUCGCUAUGGUGACAUAAUCACUCUUCUCCACGUCUACCAUCCCACAGGAUCAAGAAGCAGAACCAAAGCUCGUCUUCUUCGUCUCAAUGGCUUCAAAUUAGCCCUUUCCUUUCAAGACAUCUGCAACAACUACUCCAACACAAAGGUUGAAAUUGUUGUCACGGAAGGGGACCAAGAAGGAACCAAGAUUGCUGCCACUGUGCGAGAGAUUGGAGCUUCAAUGCUUGUGGUUGGACUCCAUGAUCAUAGUUUUCUUUACAAAUUCGCAAUGGCCCAUUCCCAUAAAAGCAUAGCCAGCAACUUCAACUGCAGAAUAAUUGCCAUCAAGGAGCCUUAUGCGUCACCAGUGAGGCCCAUGAUAUCAGCAGUGGCUGUUCUAGAUAGUUCAACCAACGUGGACUUGUCGCUGAUUGAUCUUUCUAGAUUACAAGUCCCUUCUUCACCUCCACCAAAAAUACCAUACCGAAUCUGCCCAAACCCGUCUGCAAUUAUAUGGAGAUCAAGGAAGUGUAGGAGAAGGUGA
Molecule: messenger RNA, 606 nt
Organism: Abrus precatorius (Indian licorice)
Lineage: Eukaryota; Viridiplantae; Streptophyta; Magnoliopsida; Fabales; Fabaceae
Exons: 4
Coding region: 1-606 (201 amino acids)
Source: RefSeq, a predicted model, not a curated record